This is a messenger RNA of Triticum aestivum (bread wheat), 848 nucleotides long. Its product is annotated as centromere protein V. The transcript has a single exon. The coding region runs from base 146 to 568 and encodes 140 amino acids. Gene Ontology annotation, molecular function: carbon-sulfur lyase activity. The record is from RefSeq and is a predicted model, not a curated record. Lineage: Eukaryota; Viridiplantae; Streptophyta; Magnoliopsida; Poales; Poaceae.
AACAAACCGGUGAACCCGACGAGCGACAGGUUUCUACGCCUGUUCCCAGCAUCUCUUCCCCUCGUGCAAGAGCUCAUCCAUAUCCUGUAUCCCCCCAUUCCCCCUCGACCCAAGAGACCAGCCGGGCAAGAACCGAAGGCCCACGAUGAGCUCGGAGCCGGAGGUCGUCCACAGCGGCGGGUGCCACUGCCGGCGCGUGCGGUGGCAGGUGGAGGCGCCGGCGAGCGUGGUGGCGUGGGUCUGCAACUGCUCCGACUGCUCCAUGCGGGGCAACACCCACUUCGUCGUGCCCAAGGACAAGUUCGCGCUCCAGCCCGGCGCCGGCGACUUCCUCACCACCUACACCUUCGGCACCCACACGGCCAAGCACACCUUCUGCAAGGUGUGCGGGAUCACCUCCUUCUACACCCCGAGGUCCAACCCCGACGGCGUCGCCGUCACCGCCGCCUGCGUCGACGCCGGCACCCUGGCGCACGUCGAGUACAGGAAGGCGGACGGGAGGAACUGGGAGCAGUGGAUCGAGGGGAGCGGCAUCUCCGAGUUCUCCAAGCCCAAGGCCGCCGAGUAGGACCUGGCCUGGCCCGUGUUCGGUUCAGGAUUUCAGGUCAGUUUGGUUGGUGGUUGCUGGCUGAAACUCCUCUCCUUGUUAGUCAUGAAAAGUACGUAUGUGAGAAUAAACUUGGACAUGAUAGUCCAAACUUGUCCUGAAUUCUUCUCCUUGUUAGUGAAAAGUUUGGUUGGUGGUUGCUGUCUGAAUUCUGCAUUGCUCUUAAUGGAUGUCUAGACUCCGUUUUGGAAUGCUUCAUUCAGUAGCCAGCCAUGAGAUGAGAUGAGCCUAUACAUAUCCA